GAAUAAAUUUGCUGUUCAGAUGAUAGCUUAACUUUUACGCAUCAACCAAUUUGGUAACAAUGGCUUUUAGACAGCGAAUACCAAGAUUUUUUACCAAAAUAUUCAGAAAGCAAGGAAUUGUAGCAUCAGAUUAUUCAUCAGGCAAAAAUGGUGAAAAUUCUAGCUAUUGGAAGUCACUGAAAUGGUUUAGUAUUCCUGCAAGUGUCGGUUUUACAUACAUAGCCUAUUUACAGUUUCGGCAUAUUCAGGAAAGAGAGAGGAGGAAUAUGGCACAAGGCGCUCCACAAACUCGAGUCUUGGAAGAGUGGCAGGUGAAUGCACUAAAGAAGCUCCCAACAAGGGUAUUAUCUCGUUGGUGGGGAUAUUUAUCUCAUCUUAAAGUUCCAGUAUGGUUAAGAAAGCCUAUAUUUGGUCUCUAUGUCAAAUUAUAUGAUUGUAAUAUGGAUGAAUCAAUGAUAGAAGAUCUGAAGCAGUUUCCAACAUUCAGUGAAUUUUUUAAAAGAAAACUAAGACCUGAUGCCCGUUCAGUGAACCAACAUAGUGAUAUUGUAAGCCCUGUAGAUGGCAGAGUUUUGUACUUUGGUGAAAUAGAUCCAUCAUAUAACAUGGAACAAGUGAAAGGGGUUGCAUAUUCUUUAGUAUCAUUUUGUGGUCCAAAACAUCCUCUUGUUAAAGAGAUAAUAAGAAACAAAGAACAACUUCAAAAACAAAAAUCUGAACAUGAACAUGUAGAAAUCACUGAUAAGACUGUUGAGGAAGAUUCAACACUAGGAAGCAUUUCAUCACCCACUACUCUAGAUAAAACCGGCAAAGUCAAGGGAAAUGAAAGUGUGAAAAAGAAACUCUAUUACUGUAUCAUGUAUCUGGCUCCAGGAGAUUACCAUUGGUUUCAUUCUCCAGCUGACUGGGUCAUAGAACACAGAAGGCACAUACCUGGUCAUCUUUUCUCUGUAAGUCCUACUGCAAUGCAAUCAGUGGCUGGUUUGUUUAAUUUCAAUGAAAGAGUCCUUCUGUAUGGACAUUGGAAUCAUGGCCAGUUUCUCAUGGCUGCAAUUGGAGCCUAUAAUGUUGGGUCCAUUCAUUUACCCUUUGCAGUAGAAAAGAACUUCAAAACAAAUGCUGGUAGACUAGAGAUGGCCUACAAUGAUAGACUUUAUGGUGCAGCUGGCUUCACAUUUCAACGUGGUGAGCCACUUGGUGGCUUUGAUCUAGGUUCCUCCAUAGUUUUGAUAUUCAGUGCACCUGGUGACAUGAAAUUUCACAUUGAUGUAGGACAAAAAAUCAAAUAUGGUGAGCCUGUUGCCACUUUUCAGUUUGCUGAUGCUGGCAGAGAAAGAGCAAACAAGGACCACUAAAACUCAAGCAAAUGAUUAUAAGUACAAUUGCUUGUGAUAAAAUUUUGUUCUGUAUUAAAUAUAUGAAUUGGUAUGCUUAAGAUAAAAUAGAUGA
This is a messenger RNA of Rhopilema esculentum, 1449 nucleotides long. RefSeq names its product phosphatidylserine decarboxylase proenzyme, mitochondrial. Gene Ontology annotation, molecular function: phosphatidylserine decarboxylase activity. Lineage: Eukaryota; Metazoa; Cnidaria; Scyphozoa; Rhizostomeae; Rhizostomatidae. Gene Ontology annotation, cellular component: mitochondrion. Gene Ontology annotation, biological process: phosphatidylethanolamine biosynthetic process. The record is from RefSeq and is a predicted model, not a curated record.